GGUCAGCGUGGGGCCCCCGGGUGAGAAGGGAGCAGGAGACCCGCUAGAAUGUGCGACGACGUGGGUGUUACUCGUGUGGCUCAGGGUCUCACUGUGGAGAGGAAGCUGCUCCUGGCCCUGGCAGGGCUCGUCCUCACACUCGUCCUGGCCCAGCCUUGUGAGGGCACCACCCCAGCUCCCCCCGGGGCCGUGGAGACCUCGGUCCUUCAGAGCUGCAUCACAGAGGCCAAAUUCCUGGUGGAUGCCGCCUACAAUCAGACUCAGAGGAGCAUGAAGCAGCGCCUUCUCAGCGGCUCUGCCCGCCCCACGGACCUCCUGUUCUACUUCAAACAGCCGGUAGCGGCCACCAGGACAAUCACUCAGGCUGCAGAUUAUAUGCACGUGGCCUUGGGGCUGCUGGAGGAGAAGUUACAACGCCAGGGGUCCAGCUCCUUCAAUGUCACUGGUUUGCUGACGGAAUCCCAGCUGUGGCUGCUGUCCAAGGCCAGUGGCUGUACUGCCCAGAAGCAGGAAGAGAAGUGCAGUGACAAGUACCGAACCAUCACGGGGAGAUGUAAUAACAGGAGGAGACCCUGGCUGGGGGCCUCCAACACUGCCCUGGCUCGCUGGCUGCCGGCCGAGUAUGAGGAUGGGCUGUCGCUCCCCUUCGGCUGGACCCCUGGCAAGAGGCGCAAUGGCUUCCUCCUCCCUCUUGUCCGGGCAGUCUCUAACCAGAUCGUGCGCUUCCCCCAAGAGAGGGUGACCUCCGACCAGGGCCGGGCCCUCAUGUUCAUGCAGUGGGGCCAGUUCAUCGACCACGACUUGGACUUCUCCCCCGAGACCCCAGCCAGAGUGGGCUUCACCGCAGGCGUUGACUGCGAGAGGACCUGUGCCCAGCUGCCUCCCUGCUUCCCCAUCAAGAUUCCGGCCAAUGACCCCCGAAUCAAGAACCAGCAAGACUGCAUCCCCUUCUUCCGCUCGGCCGUCUCAUGCCCCCAAAACAAGAACAUCGUUCGAAACCAGAUCAAUGCACUCACCUCCUUCGUGGACGCCAGCAUGGUGUACGGCAGCGAGGUCACCCUCGCCCUGCGCCUUCGCAACCGGACCAACUACCACGGGCUGCUGGCCGUCAACCAGCGCUUCAGAGACAACGGCCGGGACCUGCUGCCCUUCGACAACCUGCACGAUGACCCCUGCGUCCUCACCAACCGCCCGGCGCGCAUCCCCUGCUUCCUGGGAGGUGACUCUCGAACAAGCGAAAACCCCUCGCUGACAGCCAUGCAUACCCUCUUUAUGCGAGAGCACAACCGGCUGGCUACCGAGCUGAGACGCCUGAAUCCACAGUGGACUGGAGACCAGCUCUACCAGGAGGCUCGGAAGAUCGUGGGGGCCAUGGUCCAGAUCAUCACCUACCGAGACUUUCUGCCCCUGGUUCUGGGCAGGGCCCGGGCCAAGAGAACCCUGGGGCCCUACUUGGGGUACUGCUCCAAUGUGGACCCUCGCGUGUCCAAUGUCUUCACCCUGGCCUUCCGCUUUGGGCACACCAUGCUCCAGCCCUUCGUGUACCGCUUGGACAGCCAGUACCGGGCCUCAGCACCCAACUCGCGUGUUCCGCUCAGCUCUGCCUUCUUUGCCAGCUGGCGAAUCGUGCAUGAAGGUGGCAUCGACCCCAUCCUCCGAGGCCUCAUGGCCACCCCCGCCAAGCUGAACCGGCAGGAUUCCAUGUUAGUGGACGAGCUCCGGGAACGGCUGUUUCAGCAAGUGAGAAGAAUCGGGCUGGACCUGGCGGCUCUCAACAUGCAGCGCAGCCGGGACCACGGCCUCCCAGGGUACAAUGCUUGGCGACGCUUCUGUGGGCUCUCCCAGCCCAGGAAUCUGGCACAGCUUAGCCGUGUGCUGAAAAACCAGGGUUUGGCAAGAAAGUUCCUGAAUCUAUACGGGACACCUGACAACAUUGACAUCUGGAUGGGGGCCAUUGCAGAGCCGCUUCUGCCAGGGGCCCGUGUGGGGCCUCUUCUGGCUUGUCUUUUUGAGAACCAGUUCACAAGGGCCCGCAGUGGAGACAGGUUUUGGUGGGAGAAACCAGGUGUUUUCACCAAGGGGCAGCGCAGGGCCCUGAGACAGAUCUCCUUGUCUCGGAUUGUGUGUGACAAUACCGGUAUCACCAUGGUUCCGAGGAACAUCUUCAGAGCCAACACCUACCCCCGGGACUUCGAGCACUGCAGCAGAAUCCCCAGGUUGAACCUGUCAGCCUGGCGGAGCAAAUGAGGCUUCUGCAGGCCUCCAUCCCAAGCCUCCGACCUUGGAGACAGGGAACCAGGGAAGACUACAAGUUUACCCCCCCUCCAUCCCAUG
Myotis brandtii (Brandt's bat) is the source of this 2334-nucleotide messenger RNA. RefSeq names its product eosinophil peroxidase (gene EPX). Gene Ontology annotation, biological process: response to oxidative stress. Lineage: Eukaryota; Metazoa; Chordata; Mammalia; Chiroptera; Vespertilionidae. The coding region runs from base 49 to 2247 and encodes 732 amino acids. Gene Ontology annotation, molecular function: peroxidase activity; heme binding. The transcript has 13 exons. The record is from RefSeq and is a predicted model, not a curated record.